Molecule: messenger RNA, 663 nt
Organism: Alternaria ethzedia
Lineage: Eukaryota; Fungi; Ascomycota; Dothideomycetes; Pleosporales; Pleosporaceae
Exons: 2
Coding region: 1-663 (220 amino acids)
Source: RefSeq, a predicted model, not a curated record
AUGGCGCGCCGACAUGCCUCACCCGCGCCUGAGAGCCAGCAAAUGCUUUCACUCAGUCGUCUUCUCGAGAAGCCGAAGAAAGAUGACACGCAGAUGAAGGAAUUCCUCGCCACGAUAAAUGCCGAUCAGAAGAAGUACAACGCACUACUAGCACAGCGAAAGCUCCAAUCCGAGAAGGAACAAGAGCGCCGUCGCGAAGAACUCACCUCCACCCUCUUCGAAGCCCUGCAAACCCCCAACCGACCAGCCAAGGGCAACCCCGAAACCUUCGCGAGCACUCAAAUCGCAGGCAACGCAGUCUACACCUCCGUCACCAGCGUCCUACGCGCAUCCGAGGCCCUCGUCAACGAAUACCAGAGACUAGACGGCAUGAUUGCGCAACUACGAGAAGAGCAGCCCGACACUAUUGCAGACGCAUGGAAGCAGGACAUCGAGGACACGGACAAGCAGCUCAAGAAGGGCGCUAGAGUUGCGCUGAGGAAUGUCAAGAAGGUGCUGGGGGCUGAUGUGGAGGACUCUAUGAUGACGGACGAAGAUGGCGAUGUGGAUAUGGAACGAGGCGAGAAGGUUGAGCUGAACUAUGGGCUGCAGAAGAGUCUGAGGUAUGCGGAGAGGGGCGUUAAGAGGAUGGUCAAGGGAUUGCCGAUGGGUGAUGGCUGCUAG